AUCUAAAUUUAAAAUGACGCAAAAAAUGUAGUUUAUAUUUAUAAAUCGCUGAAAAUUGAAUUGUGGUACCAACAUAACGAUUUAAAAGGCACUAGUCACGAAUUUUUCAAAUUUUCAAAUCUUAAAUAAAUUUUAAUAAUAGUUUUAAACUUACAAAUGUUGUGACACAUAUUUCUUAGUACUUACUGUUUUUCCGUAUUCGUGGUUCAAGGAUAUUUUUUUUUAAUAUUGUAGUGUUUUUUUUAGGUUAUGUCAUAACCUCAAAGUCCGAUGAAAUUUGUGAAAACACCGAUAAAUGCGCCUAAAAGUUGAAGAUACGCGCUGAUUUAAUAAACGAUAUGAUUGGAAUGUUGAGAAUCCAACAUUUUGUGAAGAAUGUGUUAAAAAGACCCAGUUUUGUAAUAUUCCCCAGGGUGCGAUAUUUUUCAGAAAAACCAUUAGAUGUGAACACAAAUGUCGCCAAAGACGUUAUAUUAUUCAAAUACGACAAUCCCCGUUUUUUCAAAAUAAUUAAUAUAUUUGCUGGAUGCCAAUUUGUCUUCUGGUCUUAUCUUUCAGUAUUUGCAUAUUCUAAACUUCGAGAUGCACCAGUUGACCCCUCAAAAGAGACAACUUGGUGGCGCAAAAUUAAUCUGGGUGAAAACAAGUACAGAAAUGGGUUGGCAGUAAUAUCGUUCAUUAUAGGCUAUGGUAUUUUGACUAUAACGUGGAUGUAUACUCUAAGAUCGGUCCGGUAUUUGAUUCUACAUCAAGGGGGACAAAAUUUAUCUUUUGUGACAUACACACCCUUUAUGAAAAACCGAAUAUUUACAGUAAGUUUGAAAAAUGUGAAUUGUAAGGAGUCAAGAAGUGUUGCUGUGUCGCAACUACCCCUUAAAGUCAAAGGACAUUAUCUCCAUUAUAUUCUCGACAUGAGGGGCGAAUUUAAAAACCCAACUUUGUUUGACCACACCGCCGGCCUACGCCGAAAAUGGAGGACAGCGGCGUAAUUCGAAAAUGAAAACUGGACCAUUGGAAAGGCUUGAUAAAUAUGUGUACACUAAGAAUAUAUUUUUUUCAAAUCAAAUACAUUAUCUUUGGAGAUCCCUUG
Tribolium madens (black flour beetle) is the source of this 1090-nucleotide messenger RNA. Its product is annotated as transmembrane protein 223. Gene Ontology annotation, cellular component: mitochondrion. Bases 339 to 989 code for a protein of 216 amino acids. The record is from RefSeq and is a predicted model, not a curated record. The transcript is spliced from 3 exons. Lineage: Eukaryota; Metazoa; Arthropoda; Insecta; Coleoptera; Tenebrionidae. Gene Ontology annotation, biological process: nervous system development.